GUGUGGGUUAUCCUGCCCCAAUUAGUAUUUGAGAUUUCAGCCCCAAAAAAAAGAAAAGUAUUUUUAUAUUCGGGAAGCAGCAAGUCAUAAAUAAAUAAAUAGAGGUUGAAUGAACGAGUCUUUCUUUUUCACUCAUUAUUUUUCCCUUACGCAUUCCAAAUUUUGAUUGCAGGCAUCCUUUCCUUUUGGGGUGAUCAUGGCACAACCUUGUUUCCGUUAUCAUCUUGAGGAGGAGGAAGUUGCUGAUACAUCCGUUUCCGUCGUCAGUUUUCAAAUCGUCAAAAAGUCCAUUGUAGACAACAAUGGCAUCAUAGUUUCUCCAUACCUAGAGCACAGGCACAGUUUCUUUUUCUAUAAGUCACCGUCCUCAGAUUUUUAUGUCUUCUUAAGCAACUAUAUGCUUGAAACUGGAAUGAUAGAGCCCUGUGGCAAGGAUCUUUUGACUCACUGCCUCUCCGAUUUUAAAGGGUAUUUCGAAGGAAAUCAACGACUAGCCCAAGAGCCCCGGGAGUUCUUCUGUUGCAUUCAUAGGUGUUUUAGAUUAGAAGAUGAGUUAGCGGCAAUGGAAUCCAGAGUUGUUCAGGAAUCAAUGGAUAAAAAUGUGCUUCCCAAGACUGACAACGGCCACCAAAGAAGCCAUGGAGAGGCUCUGCAUAGAGCCAAGAAAAAAGUUGGCCGUGAGUCUGUGACGACCCCUGCAUGAUUUUUAAUGCUGACUUCCAUGGAUGAAGACUAAUUUGCAAAGUAAUUGUUGGUGGUUUUUUUUUUUUUUUUUUCUGGGGGUUGGGUGGUGGACUAUAGUUUAAGAUUAAACUAGCUAGUAUAUAUUUUUAUGUGUGAGUUUUAUAAAAAAAAUUAAUCUUA
Molecule: messenger RNA, 864 nt
Organism: Rubroshorea leprosula
Lineage: Eukaryota; Viridiplantae; Streptophyta; Magnoliopsida; Malvales; Dipterocarpaceae
Source: the annotation of a GenBank genome assembly